Messenger RNA from Plasmodium coatneyi, 366 nucleotides. RefSeq lists its product as uncharacterized. The coding region runs from base 1 to 366 and encodes 121 amino acids. Lineage: Eukaryota; Apicomplexa; Aconoidasida; Haemosporida; Plasmodiidae. The transcript has a single exon. The record is from RefSeq and is a predicted model, not a curated record.
AUGAGCAAAGCCGGCCAAGGCGCAAACCUCGUGGAGGAAACCUACCUCUCCUCCAUCCGGAGGGUGCAGGAAAGUAUAGAAAAAAAAAAGCACACCUUAAGAGAAGACAACAACAUACAAAUCAGUUUCAAGGAAUGCGAUUACGCAAUUAAAAAACACACAAAUGAAGUUGCCAAGAUGAUGAAGGAUGCUAGUCACAUGAGAGGAGCGGCGAGCACCAGCAUAAGUGAGUAUUACAGCUGGCUCAUCAAGUGCGAUGGGUUUAUUAAGAGUUUAACGUGUGAAGACAUAAGUAUGAAGAUCAACGAGAUGUUCGAUGUGGUCACUGCGGAGAUAAACAGCCGGUGUAAGCCGGUUCUUCUGUAG